Molecule: messenger RNA, 3807 nt
Organism: Bombus impatiens (common eastern bumble bee)
Lineage: Eukaryota; Metazoa; Arthropoda; Insecta; Hymenoptera; Apidae
Product: DNA helicase MCM8
Exons: 15
Coding region: 266-2641 (791 amino acids)
Cellular component (GO): MCM complex; nucleus
Molecular function (GO): single-stranded DNA binding; ATP binding; single-stranded DNA helicase activity
Source: RefSeq, a predicted model, not a curated record
CCGCAAGACGACAAAACCCAUUGUCGAAUAUGACAUAAUUUUCGUCAGACCGUUUUAUAGCAGUCAAUUAAUGUAAACAGUAAAGGCAAUAAGUGGGAAAAUCAGUUAUAGUCUAUUUAUAUAAUAUAUGUUAGUAAAUUUCAAAAGUGACAAAUUAUAUAUGUAUCUAUAAUGUAUGAAUGAAAUGUAGGAAUUGGAAUAGAAUAUAUUCUGUAGCUAAAAUUUUAUAGUAACUUUAAUGGAGAUUUAUUAGAUAUUUGUAAUUAUGAGUAAUAGAAAACUGAACAAUUUUUAUAAGAACAAAUGGUAUCUUGGUAAGAAGUCAUCAAAAUCUAAAAAGAAUUACAAUGACAAUCAAAACGAUGAAAAGAAAUAUCAACGUUUGGACCCUAUUGAAACAUAUAAUUUAUUAAACGUAGAUAGUACUUACAUAGAUUUCAAUAUUCCAUACUAUGGAUGGAAGCUAUUUUUUUCUGAUGAAGUUUAUAAAAAUGAUUCUGAUACUGUUAAAAAAAUACAAAUAGUAGAAAGAUUUAUAAACAAACAUCAACGAUUGUCAACAUUACUUUCGUUGGAAAAUUUAGAAAAUGGCAUAAUUUUUAUUGUUGACAUAUGUGAAUUAUACAAUGAUACAAUUUUUAUGGAUGAAUGGUCUGAUUUUAAGAAAGAUAUAUAUGAAAAUCCAUUGCAUAUCUUAAAUUGUUUUAAAUUGGCUGUACAUCAGCAAAUUUUAAGUACAGUACCACGAAAAAAUCUAAGCUCUGCAAAUAUUAUAAGUACACUUUCUACUGUUAGAAUAAAAAUAUUAAAUCAUCAACCGAUUAUGUGUUUGCAAGAUUUGAAAGCAAAUUCUUACGGGAGAUUAGUAUCAAUUAGAGGCUGUGUAAUAAGAGUAGGCCACAUAAAACAUCUUGCGCAAUGGAUUAUGUUCGCUUGUCGUAAAUGUAAUUUACAGAAAAUAGUGAAACAGCCAUUAGGAGUUUAUGCAGUUCCAAGAAUAUGUAAUACAUGUGGCAUAUCUAAAUUUCGUGUGAUAUUAGAUUCAUCAUUGGUGAAAAGUAUCUCAUUUCAAACGAUUAAAAUACAAGAACUUUCAAAUAACGAUCAGAACAGUAAAGGAAGUAUGCCUAGAACGAUUGAUAUCGAAUUAAUGGAUGACUUAGUCAAUACUUGUAUGCCUGGAGAUGAUAUUACUUUAACAGGAAUUAUAAAGGGUAAUAAUAAUGCAAAGCCUCGAAAUAAAAUCUCAUUUUCUUUGUACAUGGAAGCUAUUACGAUAAUUAAUAAUAAACAAAGACUUCAGGAUAAAAAUAUCAUAAAUAAUGAAAUGUCAAUAAAGGAUUAUUUAGCAAUAAAGGAGGUAUAUAACACACCAAAUAUAUUUCCGCUGUUGAUACAUUCUUUAUGUCCAAGUAUAUAUGGUCAUGAAAUUGUCAAGGCCGGACUGAUGUUGAGCUUAUUUGGUGGAAAUGUAGAAAACUCAGAAUCACGAGAAAAUAUUCAUGUAUUAGUAGUUGGUGAUCCUGGUCUUGGAAAAUCGCAAAUGUUACAAGCCUGCGAGCGAAUUGCUGUCAAAGGUGUAUAUGUGUGUGGAAAUUCAAGUACAUCUUCUGGUUUGACAAUAACGCUAACAAAAGAAAAUAAAAAUAAUAAAUUUAAUUUAGAACCAGGAGCAUUAGUUUUGACAGAUAGAGGCUGUUGUUGUAUUGAUGAAUUUGACAAAAUGCAUAAACAACAUUCGGUUUUAUUAGAAGCUAUGGAACAACAAAGCGUAAGCAUUGCUAAAUCAGGAAUAAUAUGUUCUCUUCCUGCUAGAGCAUCAAUUCUCGCAGCUGCUAAUCCGAUUGGUGGUCGAUUUAAUAGAAGUAAAACAGUACUGCAAAACUUAAAAAUGAGUGUUCCUCUCUUGUCACGUUUUGAUCUAAUAUUUUCAUUAUUAGAUGAACCGAAUAAGCAUAUAGAUGAUUUAUUAUGUAAUCAUGUUAUGUCAAUUCAUGGUGAUUUCAACGCAACUAAUAGUGUGCAAAGUAGUACGUCUCAACAUAUAAAUAUACCACAUACAACUAAACUUUCAUUAAGAGAUAGACUGAAAGUUCCUAUAGCAGAAAAUACGAAUAUCAUUCCACAGUCAAUUCUCAGAAAAUAUAUUGCAUAUGCACGGCAAUAUGUUAAGCCGAAGUUAACUAAAGAAGCAGCUAACAUAUUACAAAAUUAUUAUUUAGAGCUUCGAGAUCAGAAUAAUAAAGUUGGUGGUUUAUCUGUCUGUAAUAGACAAUUAGAAGCUAUGAUACGAUUAACAGAGGCUAGAGCAAAAUUGGAAUUACGUACAGAGGCAAUAGAAACAGAUGCUUUGGAUGUGAUAGAAAUUUUACAACAUACGUUUGAUGACAAAAUUACAAAUUGCCAAUCCUCAAGUACAAGAAAUAUAACUAAUCGAAAAAUUAAAGAAUUUAUACAGAUACUAAGAAAAGAAGCAAUUUCUAACAAUAGUAAGAUAUUUUCUAUGAAAAGAUUGCGUGAAAUCGUAUCGGAUAAGAAAAUUUUGAUGAGUGACUUCUCUGAAUUUAUUGCGAAAUUAAACGAAAACGGCAUUUUAUUGAAAAUGGAUAGUAAUACGUUCAAAUUUAUUUCUUUAGAUUAAGUAUAUAUAUAUAUAUAAUGUUUAUUAUAUUAUUUCAUUGUAUUUCUCGAGAUCCAAGUAAUUUAUGUUGUUACAUUAAUUUUAGGACACUCUAAUUGUAAUAAACAAUAAAUAAUAUUUUGCAGUGAUCAGCAUUAAUGAUUAGCAUCAAAUGUUGUGAUAUGAUGAUGCUUUUCAAAAUUAUUAUAAGAUUGUACUACAAUAUUAUAUUUGGCAUUAUUGUUGAUAAUAUAAAAUAAACAAAUUUACAUUACAUUAUAUUAUCUGUCAGUUUCUACACGGUUUUACACUUCAAAACAGUCAGCUUUACACGGAAGACGCCAAUACAGGUACAGACAGCAUCUUGGUUUUGGUUUAUGAAAACAACCAGGUCUGCGACAAGGUCUUUUGGGGAUAUAUAUCUUUGGUUUUGAAACACGUGCUGGAGGUAUAGUAACCUUGCAAAAUCUGUGUAAUAAAAUUCUCUUAUGCCUUGUUUUUUUAACAUGUAUAAAUGAUUAUAUAUUUCAUUUACAUAAUUAUAUUGUGUUAUAUGUAAUAUAUAAAUAUAUACAUAUAUAUCUAAGGUUCUGCUGCUAACCAAAGUAUAAAAUAUAUUUAUUAUUGAUAUCCAAAUUAGCAUAGUAAUCGUUCCUAAUUUGUGCCGGACGGACGAAAACAACAUAAAUUUUUAUUCUUCUAACAUUGAAACAAUUCAAUUAAGACAUCGUGCUGUAACUCUAGUUAAACAUCGUGCAGCACAUGCAGGUGGACAGUAUGGAAUACAUUUUGGUGGACAAGGUCCGCACGGCACUGGUGGCGUACAUAUCGUAAUUUUACAUGGUGGUGGGCAUGCUACACAAAUUGGUGGAACACAUGGGUAAGGUACACACGACGGACAAGAGGGUAACUGGUACUGGAUACAGGAUGCAGGAGGCGGAUAGCAAGAUGGUGUGCAACGUGAUAAUGGACUUCUUCCACAAGACAUUGUUUUCCUUUUUUAUUGCUUUUUUGUUGUAUAUUAUUUUUUAUGAUGUCAUAUACAUGAAAUUUUGAUAAUACCAUUUAUACGAAAUAGCUGACAAUUGAAAUUUAUGCGAAGAUAUUAUUCAUUUAUUAUGUGUUGGAGACAUAUUCAGACGAUGUAGUCGUUUUUUUUUAAAUAAAUCAUUCCAGUGUUAUAAAAC